This is a messenger RNA of Belonocnema kinseyi, 1585 nucleotides long. RefSeq names its product 2-hydroxyacyl-CoA lyase 1 (gene Hacl). Gene Ontology annotation, molecular function: catalytic activity; thiamine pyrophosphate binding; magnesium ion binding. NCBI's taxonomy places the organism in Eukaryota, Metazoa, Arthropoda, Insecta, Hymenoptera, Cynipidae. The transcript is spliced from 9 exons. The record is from RefSeq and is a predicted model, not a curated record. The coding region runs from base 167 to 1555 and encodes 462 amino acids. Gene Ontology annotation, cellular component: peroxisome. Gene Ontology annotation, biological process: fatty acid alpha-oxidation.
AAAGUUCGCGCGACACGUACAUAAUUUCUUUCCGCGCCUACAACUCGUACCAGGAACUUGCUCGGGUAUUGGGAAUUGUCACUUGUUUUCAUUAGGGUUUUGUGCAUUAGUACUUUUACGUGCUUUUGCUGGAUGUUUGAUCUUAGCAAGAAGAAAACACAACAUUAUGACAAUGGGAGAAAAAGAUGGGAAUCAAAUUAUGGCCGAAGCUUUAAAAAGACAGGGGCUCAAAUAUGUGUUUGGUAUAAUGGGUCAUCCUGUAAUUGAACUAGCAUUAAAUAUCCAAGCGGCAGGUCUUGAGUACCUGGGAUUUAGGAAUGAACAAGCAGCAUGUUACGCUGCUCAAGCUUACGGAUAUUUGACGAGAAAACCAGCAGUCGUUUUAUGCGUAUCAGGUCCUGGGUUGCUGCAUGUAAUUGGAGGAAUGGCCAAUGCACAAGUGAACUGUUGGCCAGUGCUUGUUCUGGGAGGAUCUUGCCCCGAGGAUCACGAGGGUAUUGGUGGAUUUCAAGAAUGGCCCCAGGUGGAGGCUAGUCGUCCUUACUGCAAAUAUGCAGCUAGGCCUCCAUCUGCAGCUUUGAUACCUCUACAUGUUGAAAAGGCAGUAAGACUGUCAACAUAUGGAAGGCCAGGAGCCGUAUAUCUGGACCUGCCAGCUACAUUACUCCAACAAAAAGUAAAUGAACGUCAAAUCAUCAAAGUAGCUCCGUGUCCACCGCCUCCUACUAUGUUUCCUCAGAUGAAUUUGAUACAAGAAGCUGCCAAUUUAUUGAUUGGUGCCAAAAAGCCUUUAGUAAUUGUUGGAAAAGGUGCUGCCUAUGGACGUGCUGAGAAGGAGAUACGAGACUUGAUUCUUGUAUCUGGCUUACCAUUCCUUCCUACACCAAUGGGCAAAGGAGUGGUUCCCGAUGAGGAUCAGCAUUGCGUGUCAAGUGCAAGAACGGCUGUUUUGCAACAAAGCGAUGUUAUUUUACUACUGGGAGCCAGAUUAAAUUGGAUGCUUCACUUCGGUCGCCCGCCAAGGUUUCAAAAUGAAGUCAAAGUUAUUCAGAUAGAUAUUUGUGCGGAAGAAUUGCACAAUUCAGUUCCAGCAAGUGUGGCUAUUCAAUCAGAUGUUGGGCCAGCAGUCGAAGCAUUAUCCACACUUCUUAAAAACAGAAAUUAUUUUAUGAGCCAAAGCAAUCCCUGGUGGAGGGAACUUAUUUCGAAGGGUCAGAAAAACAGGGAAAUGAUUCAAAGACUGGCAUCCGAUACAUCGGUACCGUUGAACUAUUAUACAGUGUUUAACCACAUUCAGAGCAUCAUACCGAAAGACAGCAUUAUUUGCUCUGAAGGAGCCAAUACUAUGGACAUUGGCCGAACAAUGUUGCUGAAUAAUUUACCACGGCACAGGUUAGAUGCUGGAACUUUUGGGACUAUGGGCGUCGGUCUUGGUUUUGCGAUAGCUGCUGCUCUUUAUUGCAAAGAUAACGAACCAUCGAAAAGAGUGAUUUGUGUCGAAGGUGACAGUGCCUUUGGCUUCUCAGGAAUGGAACUUGAAACAAUGUACAGGUAACUUAUAAUCGAAAAUAAUUCCCAAAAGCAA